Aspergillus wentii DTO 134E9 is the source of this 3066-nucleotide messenger RNA. RefSeq names its product glycoside hydrolase family 35 protein. Bases 1 to 3066 code for a protein of 1021 amino acids. The transcript has 6 exons. Gene Ontology annotation, molecular function: beta-galactosidase activity. The record is from RefSeq and is a predicted model, not a curated record. Gene Ontology annotation, biological process: carbohydrate metabolic process. Gene Ontology annotation, cellular component: vacuole. Lineage: Eukaryota; Fungi; Ascomycota; Eurotiomycetes; Eurotiales; Aspergillaceae.
AUGGCGCGCAUUUUCCAUUUGUUUCUUGCCCUACUUUCAAGUAUAGGGCUUUUGGCAGCUGCAGAGUCACAAUGGCCUCUCCACGAUAACAGCUUAAACACCGUCGUUCAAUGGGAUCAUUACAGCUUCCAGAUCCACGGGCAGAGAAUCUUCGUCUUCUCCGGUGAAUUCCACUACUGGCGCAUUCCAGUUCCAGGACUAUGGAGGGAUAUUCUUGAGAAGAUUAAAGCGGCUGGAUUUACUGCAUUCGCAUUUUACUCCAGUUGGGCUUACCAUGCGCCAAAUAACCAUACCGUUGACUUUUCGACCGGUGCUCGUGAUAUCACACCUAUUUUCGAACUUGCCAAGGAGUUGGGCUUGUAUAUCAUCGUUCGCCCAGGGCCAUAUGUCAAUGCGGAAGCCAAUGCUGGUGGCUUUCCCUUGUGGCUGACGACUGGGGAAUACGGAACGCUACGCAAUGACGAUGAACGCUAUACUGCCGCGUGGAAGCCGUACUUCACUAAAAUGUCGCAGAUUACGAGCAAAUAUCAGAUCACGGAUGGCGAGAACACCUUGUUUUAUCAGAUUGAAAACGAAUACGGAGACCAGUGGAUCGGCGAUCCAAGUGAUCGAGUUCCGAAUAAUACUGCAAUUGCUUAUAUGGAGCUUCUCGAGGCGAGUGCACGGGAAAACGGCAUCAAUGUACCUCUCACCGCGAAUGAUCCUAAUAUGAACUCGAAAUCUUGGGGGAAAGAUUGGUCUAAUGCUGGUGGAAACGUUGACGCCCCUGGCUUGGACUCUUACCCGUCGUGUUGGACGUGUGAUAUUAGCCAAUGCACCUCGACGAAUGGCGAGUAUGUGCCGUACAAAGUAAUGCAGUAUUACGACUACUUCCAAGAAGUUCAACCGACAACGCCGUCUUUCAUGCCCGAGUUCCAGGGCGGUUCUUACAAUCCCUGGGCAGGACCUGAAGGUGGAUGCUCCGAGAAUACCGGGGCAGACUUUGCGAAUCUGUUCUAUCGGUGGAACAUUGGCCAGCAUGUGACGGCUAUGAGUCUGUACAUGCUAUACGGAGGUACGAAUUGGGGGUCGCUCGCUGCACCGGUGACGGCAAGUAGUUAUGACUACUCAGCCCCGAUUUCCGAAGAUCGGUCUAUUGGGGCAAAGUAUUAUGAGACUAAACUACUGGCAUUGUUCACGCGGUGUGCAAGAGAUUUGACCAUGACUGAAUUGAUUGGAAAUGGAACUCAGUAUACCGAUAAUAUAGCAGUGGAAGCAUACGAAUUGAGGAAUCCGCAGACCAAUGCCGGUUUCUACGUUACCAUCCACAGCAACUCUUCCUCUGGGACAAACGAGGCCUUUCAACUUCAGGUCAACACUUCUGUCGGAGGUCUGACUGUUCCUAGCCAUGGAGGUACUAUACGUCUCAAUGGUCACCAGUCCAAGAUUAUCGUGACGGACUUUACAUUUGGUUCCAAGACUCUUCUCUAUUCCACCGCGGAGGUUCUCACCUACGCUGUGUUGGAUGACAAACCUACACUUGUCCUCUGGGUACCUACCGGAGAAUCCGGCGAGUUCUCCAUCAAAGGAGUCAAGUCUGGAUCAGUCAGUAACUGUCAGGGCUGCUCGGGUAUGGGUUUCUACCAGGAAAAUGGUGGUCUCACGGUAAGAUUCACCCAGUCAUCUGGAAUGAGCAUCCUCCAGCUCGACGAUGUACGCGUGGUUUUACUCGAUAGAACAAGCGCAUAUAAUUUCUGGGCGCCUGCAUUGACAAAUGACCCAUUUGUUCCAGAGACAGAAAGUGUUCUGAUUCAAGGUCCAUACCUCGUUCGCGGUGCCAAAAUUACUGAAUCAACUCUUGCAGUGACUGGUGAUUCUGUGGAUGCUACGAGUAUCGAGGUCUUCGCACCCCAGACCUUGGAUACAAUCACCUGGAAUGGCAAAGAGGUCAAAACCACGAGGACGGAAUAUGGAAGUCUGCGGGCUUCUCUUGCUGCACCACCAUCUAUUAAGUUACCCUCGUUGACAUCGUGGAAAACAAAAGACAGUCUACCAGAGCGGUUGCCAUCAUAUGAUGACUCUGGUGAGGCGUGGGCUGAUGCCAACCAUAUGACAACUUCGAAUCCACAUAAACCAGAAACUUAUCCCGUUCUUUAUGGGGAUGAUUAUGAAGGCUUCCACAACGGCAUCCGUCUCUGGCGAGGAUACUUUAACAACACCGCGAAAGGCGUCUACCUGAACAUCCAAGGAGGAACAGCUUUUGGCUGGUCUGCCUAUCUGAACGGCCACUUCCUCUCCUCUUACCUGGGCAAUGCAACAGAAACCCAAGGAAAUAAGACCAUCCUCUUCCCAUCUGAUAUCCUCUCCACAAAACCAGAAACGAAUCCAAAUACCCUCCUCAUCAUCCACGAUGACACAGGCCACGACCAAACAACCGGCGUUCUCAACCCGCGCGGCAUCCUCGAAGCACGUCUCCUCGACGAAGACGAGAAAAGCAGUGAAGACCUCGCAUUUACGCACUGGCGCGUUGCAGGUACAGCUGGAGGAGAAUCGAAUCUCGAUCCCGUCCGCGGCGUAUACAAUGAAGACGGACUAUACGCCGAACGGAUGGGCUGGCAUUUACCCGGUUUCGACGAUAGUGAUUGGUCUACGAUUAACACAACCACGUCCAGUACUACCAGCAGCCCCCCAUUAACAUUCACCAACGCAACCAUCCAAUUCUUCCGAAGCGUCAUCCCCCUCGACCUCCCCAACAACACCGACACAUCCAUGUCCUUCAUCCUCUCCACUCCAUCCACCAGCAGCAAAGCCUACCGCGCCCAAAUAUUCAUAAACGGGUACCAAUACGGCCGGUACAACCCCCACAUCGGGAACCAGGUGGUCUUCCCCGUUCCGCCGGGGAUACUGGAUUACCACGGCGACAACACGAUUGGAGUAGCGGUGUGGGCACAGAGCGAGGAUGGGGCGAGUAUUGAAUUAGAUUGGAGGGUGAAUUACGUUGCUGAUAGUUCGCUGGAUGUGGGCCGUUUGGAUGAGGGGGGAUCGCUGAGGCCGGGGUGGAGUGAGGAGAGGUUGAGGUUUGCGUGA